AUGGAUUACAAAUCGCACUUACACCCAAAACAGCUCAUUAAAAUGUCCGUCACAAACACUGUUUUUCGUUCUACCAAAGGUAAAGAUUUUACCGACAUCAAAAGCUUCAAAGAAGCUAUUCCUAAAGUUGGAAAUCAUGAAGUAUUGAUAGAGGUCAAAGCUGUUUCUCUCAACUAUCGUGAUUAUGGUGUCUCAAACAGAACUUACCCAUUCCCAACCAAAGAUAAUGUUGUUCCUUGCUCUGACGCUGCUGGUAAAGUUGUUGAAGUUGGCAGUGGUGUUCAGGAUUUUGCUGUCGGGGACUCUGUUAUCAGUGUUUUCGAUCCUACUAACCAGUAUGGUGUUCAAAGAACCUGGAAUUAUGGAUGGGGUGCUCCUCAAGACGGGUUUCUUCAAAACUUCAAAGUUGUGCAAGCUGAGGGUCUUAUUAAGUUGCCAUCUGAUACACAUCUAUCAUAUAGUGAAGCAGCAUCUUUGGUUUGCACCGGUACUACUGCCUGGAAUAGUCUUUAUGGUGGUAAAAGAUUUACUGCCGGAGAAACUGUUUUAAUGCUUGGUACCGGAGGUGUUUCUAUCACAACCUUGAUUUUGGCCAAAGCGGCUGGUGCAAAAACCAUUAUUACUUCAUCCUCAGAUGAGAAGUUGAAGUUGGUCCAAGAAAAAUAUGGAGCUGAUUUCACCAUCAACUAUAAAACUCACCCAAAUUGGGAAAAAGAGGUUUUAAGAAUAACCGAAGGUCAAGGUGCUGACUAUGUCAUUGAAAAUGGUGGAAGUGGUACUAUUGAGAAAUCUAUCCUUUCAACUAAAAGAGGUGGUGAUAUUGCACUUAUCGGAUUUUUAUCUGCCCCAAAAAGUCUUCCAGAUGUUUGUUCAUUGGUUCUUGGAGGAAGCGUAUCCUUGAGGGGGAUUGCUGUUGGAUCCAAACAAUUGCUGGAAGAAUUAGUUAAUUUUGUGCAUGUCAAAAAGUUACAUAUGCCUGUUGAAAAAGAAUUUGGAUUUACCGAGGAAGAAGUUCACGCGGCUUUCAAGCAAUUGGAAAGUCAAUCUCAUAUCGGGAAGAUUGUCAUCAAGGUUGCCUAA
Messenger RNA from Saccharomycopsis crataegensis, 1080 nucleotides. Its product is annotated as zinc-dependent alcohol dehydrogenase family protein. Gene Ontology annotation, molecular function: oxidoreductase activity. The record is from RefSeq and is a predicted model, not a curated record. Bases 1 to 1080 code for a protein of 359 amino acids. Lineage: Eukaryota; Fungi; Ascomycota; Saccharomycetes; Ascoideales; Saccharomycopsidaceae. The transcript has 2 exons.